UCACGGUCGGUGCAGUGCUUUUGCCGCUCUCUCCUCUCUCUCUCCUUCUUUCUUUCUAUCUUUCUUUCUUUCUUUCUUUCUCUCUGGCUUUUGCACCUAGCGCCUCUCCCUCUUCCUCCUCCCCUCGUGUCUCUUCCUCUUCCUCCUCCUCCUCCCCCCGCAUGCCUCAGCCUUGCACCUCUGGCCAAGCAUCCCGGCAAAUGGUCGCUCCAUCUUUCGGCAACUCUGGACGCAGGACACAGCGAGAAGGCGCACCGUUCUGCUCCCCUCUGAUCUGAGCACACUGCGGAUUGACUUGAAGGAGAGACAGACCAAAGCUCCGGGGGAAAACGAGGAGACGCCGGUCACAGUGGCCAGGAUCCCAUUUCGUGUCAGCAAUGCCAGUGCCAGAGCAGCCUGCAGAUCAGGAGAAGGGGGCCACGGUAGCCCCAGUGAUGCCAGCCUCCAAUGGGGACAGAUCUGAAACGGGGACGACCUCUUCCAUCCUUGCGUCGGUGAAAGAGCAGGAACUUCAGUUUGAGCGGCUGACCAGGGAGCUUGAGGCCGAGCGUCAGAUUGUUGCCACCCAGCUCGAGAGAUGCAAACUGGGAUCAGAGGCAGGAAGCAUGAGCAGCAUCAGUUCGACCGAUGAGCAGUUUCGCUGGAACACUCAAGCGGACGGACAGAAGGAUAUCGAGGACGAGUUGACGACAGGUUUGGAGUUGGUGGAUUCCUGCAUUCGCUCCUUACAGGAAUCAGGAAUACUUGACAGCGGUGAACGACCGGCUCUUCUUUCCCAGAGUUCCUUGCAGCUCAACUCCACCCCGGAGGCUUCGCUCCAGUACUCUGCCAGCUACCAUAGCAACCAGACCCUCGCCCUUAGUGACAGCAUCUCCGCAGCAACUCCUCAGCGCAGCGGGCAGGUUGGAGGAGCUGUGCACAGCUACAACCAGGUGACAUCAAGUCGUGCAGCCCAACCGCAACAAUCACAACCUGGUGCAGGAUCAGGUAUCUACUACUCCAGCUCCACCUUGCCUGCCCAGCGUGUCAGCUCCCCUCUGUCUGGAGGAGGAGGCUCAGGGUCUGGUUCCCCUAAUAAGCUCCAGCGCUUGGGAUCAUCCUCCGACUCACCAGGGUAUUCUACCACUCAACGCCUCCCUUCCUCUUCCUCCUCUCCAAACAAACAGCCUCCUAAUCGACUGGCCAAGUCAUACAGCACCACAGUUGCUGUGACAACAGCAGGAGGGGCGGGUUCUCCCCUGAGGGUGGCAUCUCCGCCCAGCUCAACAGCAGCAGGGGGAGGGGCCAGCUCAUCAUCAUCCCCUCUUCACCAGAUGAGUUCAGGCAUCGGGAGCUAUGCUACACUGUCUCCCAAAAGACUGGCCUCUCACCACGCCUCUGACCAGUACAAGAUCUCCCACGAGCUCUACGCUUCUGCUACACUGCAGAGACCAGGCAGUCUGGCAGGCUCUCGAGGCUCCUACAGUAGUCAGCACAGUCAGGAGCCCCUUCGGCCCUUGGGGUCCCCAGAGCACCACAUAGAUCCCAUCUAUGAAGAACGUGUCUACCACAACAAGGGCCCCAUGAGGAGCCUCAGCCAGGGCCAGGGGCCAGAUGCAGGCCCCUAUCGCAACAACACCGCACCCUCCUCCCCUGGUGUCGACUCCGCCCCUUUGCAGCGCACGGCAAGUCACAGCACCGGCUCGGGAAACUACAGCCGAGGUGGGACCAACAACUAUGCCACUGUGGGACCGGGCUACACCUCAAGUGGGGGUGGCGGAGGUGGAGACAUGUACGGCUCGGACCCCUUUGUGGCUGACCCUUACCGCACCCUGCAGUACUGUCCCUCAGUGGUUGAAUCCCCUUACAGCAAGUCGGGGCCAGCUUUGCCGCCUGAAGGCAGCCUGCAGCGCUCACCUUCUAUUGACUCCAUUCAGAAGGACCCAAGGGAAUUUGGGUGGAGAGAUCCGGAGCUGCCAGAGGUGAUCCAGAUGUUACAGCAUCAGUUCCCAUCAGUGCAAUCCAAUGCAGCAGCCUACCUACAGCAUCUCUGCUUCGGAGACAACAAGAUUAAAGCUGAGAUACGUAGACAGGGAGGCAUUCAGCUGCUGGUUGACUUACUGGACCACAGGAUGAGCGAAGUCCACCGCAGUGCCUGCGGUGCGUUAAGGAACUUGGUGUACGGCAAGGCCAACGAUGAGAAUAAAGUCGCUCUGAAGAACUGCGGGGGAAUUCCUGCCUUGGUCCGCCUACUGAGAAAGACCGGAGACGUGGAAGUCAGAGAGCUGGUCACAGGGGUGCUAUGGAACCUGUCAUCAUGUGACGCCCUGAAGAUGCCAAUAAUUCAGGACGCCCUGGCAGUUCUGACCAACAGUGUCAUCAUCCCCCACUCUAACUGGGACUCCUCCCCCAACCAUCAUGAGGACCGGAAGCUCCAUCUUCAUACCUCCCAGGUGCUGCGCAAUGCUACAGGCUGCCUCAGGAAUGUAAGCUCCGCGGGUGAGGAGGCAAGACGAAGAAUGAGGGAGUGUGACGGCCUGACAGAUGCUCUGCUCUUUGUCAUUCAGACCUCUCUGGGCAGCAACGAGAUCGACAGCAAGACUGUAGAAAACUGUGUUUGCAUCCUGAGAAACCUGUCGUAUCGCUUGGCUGCUGAGACGUCCCAUGGCCAGCAGGGGGGGUUGGAAGAGCUGGAUAGCCUCCUGUGGGACGCCAGCGGCCGCGAAGGUGAGAGCUCUGGCUGCUGGGGCAAGAAGAAGAAGAAAAAGAAGGGAGUUGACCAGUGGGAUGGUGUGGGCCCCUUUCCAGACAUGGCAGACCCUCCAAAAGGUGUGCAAAUGCUGUGGCACCCAACCAUCGUCAAGCCCUACCUCACCCUGCUGUCUGAAUGCUCAAAUCCCGACACUCUUGAGGGAGCAGCCGGAGCUCUGCAGAACCUGGCUGCAGGCAGUUGGAAGUGGUCGGUGUACAUCCGGGUUGCUGUGCGUAAGGAGAAAGGACUUCCCAUCCUGGUGGAGUUACUGAGGAUAGACAAUGACAAAGUGGUGUGUGCCGUGGCCACUGCUCUCCGAAAUAUGGCCCUGGACAUAAGGAACAAAGAGCUCAUCGGUAAAUAUGCAAUGAGAGAUUUGAUCCACCGGUUACCAGGCGGUAGUAGUAGCAGCAACAACAAUGCCACCAGCAGCGGGACCUCUGGAACCAUGGGCUCUCCCAGCAAGGCCAUGUCCGAUGACACUGUAACUGCCAUUUGCUGUGCACUGCAUGAAGUCAUCACCAAGAAUAUGGAGAAUGCCAAAGCGCUACGCGAUGCUGGCGGCAUCGAAAAACUCAUCGGCAUCGCCCGCAGUAAAGGAGACAAACACUCAGCAAAGGUGGUAAAGGCUGCCUCUCAGGUCCUCAGCAGUAUGUGGCAGUAUAGAGACCUACGCUCCCUCUACAAGAAGGAUGGAUACAGCCAGUAUCACUUUGUGGGUUCUGCCUCAACGAUAGAGAGAGACAGACAGAGGCCCUACUCCUCCUCUCGAACUCCCUCUGUCUCCCCCGUCAGGACGUCCCCAAAUAACCGCUCAGCAAGCGCUCCAGCCUCCCCCAGAGAGAUGAUGAGUCUGAAGGAACGUAAGCUCGACUACGAUUCCACGGCAACCAACGCUGGUUUCCAUAGCAACAAAGGAGAGCACACAUCCAGGAAAGACGGCAUGGCAGUUCAAGUUUCCUGUGGGACAUCUACGUUAUUCCGAAACUCUUACUUGACCACCAGUGAUGAUAUCAAGCCAAACCAGACUCCAGCCCAGCCCUGCGUUGUGCCUCCCCAACCCCAGCAGGACAGCCCAUCAGCAGCUGUGCUAAAAGACUACGACCCCUACCCCGCCCCUCCUUCCUUCCCUCAGCCUCAGCCGCCGCAGCCACCACCUCACAGCCAGAGCCGGAGCUUUGACGAGGCCUACUACGAGGACCAGGGACCGCCACCUCCUCAGUCUCAGCCACAGCCUCAGAUACAUGUGCAGGUGCAGCCCCAGCCUCAAGCCCAACCUCAGCAGCCUCCCAGCACCGGGCCGCCCCGGGACCCACGGGAAGACCUGCGAAUGCAUCUGGGCCUCAAAUCCACUGGCAAUUACGUAGACUUCUACUCGGCCUCUCGGCCAUACAGUGAACUGAACUAUGAGACCAGCCACUACCCGGCCUCUCCUGACUCCUGGGUCUAGUUAGACGAUGUAAAUGAUGGGGUGGGCCAAGAGAGAGUCUGUGUGUGUUUGUGUAAAAGGGAUUAUUUUUGCAAAUGAUUAGCAGCAGAUGAACUAAGGGUUACAGCAAUGGCUUGUUAUCUUGUAGCCGCUGGCUGGAAAUUAUGGUUCAUUGUCAUCCAAGGUAAAGGACAAGCGUUGGACUUGGUGAAGAAGUAAAGUCUGGUCCAGUGAUGAAGGGAGACUGUGCAUGUGCAUGCCAACAUUUUCCUUUUCUUUUUUUUAAGACCACUUAAUCUCUUCUAAGUCAGCUCCAUUGCGACGGUGAGUGGAUAAGGAGCAGGUGGGAGUAGAUAUGAGCAAGUGUGUUCAAAGUGUAAGUGAGGAGUGGGCUGGGGAAUAGAGGGAGAGCAGAGAGAGUACAGUGGCCUGGGGAGGAGGAGGAGGAGAGAAUGACGGGAUGAAGAAAUAAUGGGAAGAAGAUGACUACAUUGAAAGUGGCCUGACAUUUUUGAUUAAGUCGGAGAGGAAAAACCAAGAUGACAUGGGAGUUCUUGAGGAGGACCAGAAGAAUAAAAGCACAGAGAAAGAUGAAAGCACAUCAGGCACAAGACAAGAUGUGGAUGUUUACCAUUUCACCCAAGUGACAAACGUAGCACUGCUUUUAUUCCUCUUUUUUUUGUUCCGACAGCCUUGCUGCCUACAGUGACUUCACGAUUUGUUCUCAAGGAAUGUCAACAUCAAGACUUCUUUUUUUGUCGCCAUUCUUUUACAUCUUUUUUUUAUUUGUACUUUUUCUAAAUUUUCACUUUCAGAAGAAGCACUCUUAUUUUCUGUACAAAAAUUCAAAGGUGAUAUGGGGUGUGUAUAUUACACAUUUUUCUGAUGGGGGCCACUAAAGAAAAUAUCAUCUUUUUCCAUGACUGACUAUUUACUGAAACAAACAAAAAGCAACAAAAAUGAUUUAAAAUGCAAACACAGUGAGCAUAAAACAGAGACUGUCAGGAUGAAUCCCACUGGAAACCUUUUGUUUUGCCCUUCCCUAUCCUGAGAGGAAACCGUCCAAUAUUCAUGUUUUUCUUUCUCCGUCUGGUUCAUUUCGUUGCGGACAUGGCGAAAUGUCAAAAGCAGUUCAAGGCUGCCAGAGUAUCAGCCUGGCAGAGCAGCAUCGCUCCCAAGUCCUUGUCAACACAAGUUCUUGUUCACUGCCUAAAGAAUUUGGAAAGUGUCGUCUUUCGUGUUCAACCUCGAAUCAGUUUUCAAUCGUUUCUCAUCAUCAGGCGUCAAAUCUGGUCCAUCCAUUAAGACUUUGAUAAGUGUACACCUGAGUGUACAGUAAAAAUGACGGGAAAGAGGGAGAGGUGUAACAUUGUGCCAAACGUUGACACCUCCUGGACCAGUCCGAGAGGAAUUUAAAGGGACAUUUUCUCGACUUUUAAAGACAAUGACUGGAUGACUCACUCUGCUUUUUGUAACUUUUAAGUUCUUGUGUUUUGAUCAGGUGACGACAUACAUAUUGCUGGGGAUCAUGGGUAACAUCUCCCUCCCCUUAGAUGUACAGACCUGCCUCUCUGUGUUUGCUGAGCAUGUGUGGGCGUACAUGUGUGUGGACACGUGCGGGUGUGCGAGUGUGUGUGUGUGCGUGCGUGCGUGCGCGCGUUUGUGUACGUGUGCAUGUAUGUGACUGAAUGUAUGGCCCAUGUGUGUACACGUAAACUUGAGCGAGCGUAUCUAUGCAUGCAUGUGUGUAGUAGUGUGUGUAUGCCUCCGUUGCGUGUAUGUGUGUGUGCGUUUUUUCUGUAUAAAUCAGUGUCCAAACAAGGCAUUCCUACCAACAGUUUGUCCAGUUUUACAACAUGAAAAAGCAAGGUUAAAAUCACUAGAAUGGAUUGUUGAUAUAGAAUGACAAAUCUAUAAAUAUAUGAAUAUAAAUAUAAAUAUAUAUAUAAUUUUUAUGUGCAGAUGUCAUUGUCACUAAAUGCAACAAAUGUCCGCUGAGAAAAAAUGAUUAUGUGGUGUGCAACAGGACUCUUGUUCACUUGACCUUAACGUGGAAACUGCUAACUCCCCCCACCCCUACAACCCCACCUCCCUAACCCUUCAAUCAAGACAAAAGACAAAUACCACCUGAGGUUGCUCAGGCUCUGGUGCGAGUUGUGCGUUAUUGUGUGUCCAUGCUUCUUAGAUGACCGUGAUGAGAGAGGGCCGUACUUGAACACAAGGAUAAAUAAAGACUCUUUGCAAUCAAACUUAA
Messenger RNA from Solea solea (common sole), 6414 nucleotides. It is a transcript of the gene ctnnd2a, whose product is annotated as catenin (cadherin-associated protein), delta 2a. NCBI's taxonomy places the organism in Eukaryota, Metazoa, Chordata, Actinopteri, Pleuronectiformes, Soleidae. Gene Ontology annotation, biological process: cell-cell junction assembly; cell-cell adhesion; dendritic spine morphogenesis. The record is from RefSeq and is a predicted model, not a curated record. Gene Ontology annotation, cellular component: plasma membrane; nucleus; postsynaptic density. The coding region runs from base 378 to 4181 and encodes 1267 amino acids. The transcript is spliced from 25 exons. Gene Ontology annotation, molecular function: cadherin binding.